AUGUGCGAGAAAUCAAGAAAUAAUUCCAUUCCGGAGAAAUCACCUUCUGUUGGGGAUCCAACUGAAAACCGUAAAAGAAAACAUGAUUCAACUGAACCAUUAAACCAAACCGAAGUACAAAAACGACCAAAGCGUGACGUGAGACUUCCCUCUUCAUUGCAUGAUUUUUACGUAGAGCCUUCCCGAAAAUCAACCCGUAAACACAAACCCCGUAAAAUUAGAAAAAGUGGAGUUUGCAUGAUGAAUGCAAGUGGUAAUAACUUCAAUGAAGAUAUAUACGACGUAUGUGGUGGUGAUUAUGGUGAACUAGUUGGUUGCGAUGAUUGCCCUGCAACAUUCCAUUUGAGUUGCCUUCAAAUCGAAAAGUUACCUUCCGAACCAUGGUACUGUAUGUACUGUUCUUGCAAAUUUUGUGGAGAGGUCGCUUUUGGUGCACACAUUUGCUGGAUUCGUGAUUGGAUAUGGUCAUGUUGCUUGUGUGAAGACAAAUUCCAUAAAACGUGCGGAGAAGCGAAUUUUGCAAAAAUAGAGUCUGAUGAUCUAGCUUUAUGUGGAAAGACAUGUCAUGAGAUGUAUGAGGCUCUUCAGGCCAUACUUGGAGUCAAAAGUGAAGUUGGGGAAGGAUUUUCAUUCACACUUCUCAAGCAUUUUGAUGUGAGCGAGGAUCUUGAAACUGAUGCCAAAAAGAUCAAAUGCAAUAGCAAAUUGGCUGUUGCACUUUCGGUUAUGAAGGAAUGUUUCCUUCCGAUUGUUGACCCCAGAACCGGAGUUGAUAUGAUCCACAAUUUAGUAUACAACUGCGGGUCAAACUUCAAACGACUGAAUCAUGGUGGUUUCUUCACUGCAAUCAUGGAGAAGGAUGAUGAAGUGAUAUCCGUAGCAUCGAUAAGGGUUCAUGGGAAGAAGCUUGCAGAAAUGCCUUUUAUCGGCACACGUAAAAUCUAUAGGUGGCAAGGAAUGUGUCGCCGCCUACUACAUUCGGUUGAAUCCGUUCUCUCUUUUCUUGGUGUCGAGGAGCUGGUCAUUCCUGCCAAUCCUAAUCUUUUAGGAACAUGGACAACAGUUUUCGGAUUCAAGCCGCUUGAAGAAUCAACAAGGCAGAACAUGAAAUCCAUGAGCAUCGUAGUCUUUCCAGGAACUUAUAUGCUUCAGAAACAUAUUCCCCAAAAACCAGUCCACCAAUAUAUAGGAAGCUUGGAAGAGUUACAGGUAUUUUUUUCUGUCCUUUGA
Molecule: messenger RNA, 1230 nt
Organism: Lactuca virosa
Lineage: Eukaryota; Viridiplantae; Streptophyta; Magnoliopsida; Asterales; Asteraceae
Source: the annotation of a GenBank genome assembly